CGGUCCCUCCGUCUCUCCCGUGCCAUCCCAAGCACACGCAACACGCAUCCCCGUACCAACUGCUCCUCGCUCCGCUCCUCCUUGUUCCGCGGCGGCGGAACACAUCGAGAUGGCCAAGUACGCGGAGAUGCUGGACAUGGGCGUGCGCAUCGCGGCCAGGUUCCACUCCCACUGCCCGCAGACCGCGCGCAUGUACUACAAGCCGCCGCAGUCCGCCUCCACGUCGGGCGCCGCCGAGGCCGGCACGACGGACCGGAGGGCCGCCGGCUUCGACGGCGGCGAGGACGUGGCUGCUGCCUUCCGGCCCUUCGCCGCCUCGGGAGCUCUCGGCGCCGGCGUCCAGCCGCGGUUCGGCUUCGACACCGCGCAGGUCGUCAUCUACGAGGUCGUAUGAGGCUCCCAGCAACGAGGGCGGGCUCUUCUGUGGAGAGAUCUCUUGGAUGAGAAUAGUUUUGCGACCAUUCUUUAAUUAGUUUGUGUAUACGUGCUGGAAGAAUUGAUCAAAGAAAGAGCUUUUUCUUCUUA
Triticum dicoccoides is the source of this 525-nucleotide messenger RNA. RefSeq lists its product as uncharacterized. The record is from RefSeq and is a predicted model, not a curated record. Bases 110 to 394 code for a protein of 94 amino acids. NCBI's taxonomy places the organism in Eukaryota, Viridiplantae, Streptophyta, Magnoliopsida, Poales, Poaceae. The transcript has a single exon.